AUUCUACUUCCGGUACGCUUACAUCCGCCAGUCUUCGACAAGCGAACCGUGCGUCAACAUGGAACUCGAAGGAAUGGAGAAUAAGAAAAUAAAUGAGCUGAAAAUAGAGGGAAUUCAACAGCAGAUAGAAGACUUGAAAAAAGAAAACCUUCAGCUGACACAAGAACAAGCGGAGCAAAUAAAAGUUCUAGAGACUCAGUUACACGAUUUAAAGGAACUCCGGAAAGAUUUAAAAACAGUAACAGAAACAGAACAAGAGCCAAUCGAGCCCAUCGACAACGUCAGAGAGCCUUCAGGAAGUGUCCGCUUCUCUAACAGCGCAGAAUACCACGAACUGAGAAACGAGGAGGACGAGCAGGAUAAAAAGCAAAGCAAGUGCGAAGUCAUGUGAUGCGCACGAAUUUUAUGAUGAUUUAUCUUUUUAAUAACAAUUUAUUUAACCCAUUGA
This is a messenger RNA of Nematostella vectensis (starlet sea anemone), 448 nucleotides long. RefSeq lists its product as uncharacterized. The record is from RefSeq and is a predicted model, not a curated record. The transcript is spliced from 4 exons. The coding region runs from base 59 to 391 and encodes 110 amino acids. NCBI's taxonomy places the organism in Eukaryota, Metazoa, Cnidaria, Anthozoa, Actiniaria, Edwardsiidae.